UAGCUUGCUUGUUGGAAGAGGUUACAUUGUCAGGACUUUAGUCUGUAAAGAUACAGCUGAAGGGGAUGUGAUCAAGGCUGCAGAGUGAUUAUUGGUGCUGGGAAGUAAAUAGUCCACGUGUCCUGUGUCACUGGAGCACAGGGGCAUGGAAUGAAAUUACCAGGCACCAGAUUUAAAACCAGCGAAAAGGAAAUGCAUUUCCCAGACGGCACACCGUGGAGCUGUGGAGCUAGUGUUGCAGGAUGCUGGGGACACCAGCGGUGUGGAUGGAUUCGGAAGGGGCCACCAAGGGCUGUUAAAUGUAGGGCUGAUGAUGGAGCCUGUGCUGCAGGCAGUCCCUGGAAGGGUGCUGGGGGACUAUUGCUUUCUGCUUGCUGGGGUGUCACUCUGCGGUUCAGCAUCUGCUACGAGCUGCUCUUGGCACUGUCUGGGUAAUCGCCUUGUGCUUCUGCAGACUAAGAAAGCAAUAGUCGUGUUUUCUGUCUUUCCUGCUUCCACAGUAAAGUGCAAUAAAACCAUGAAUCUUCUACAGUGGCGGAUCCAGCACUGCAAGAAUUUGCCUGAGGAGAACAGCUGACCUUCUUGGACCAGCUUCUCCUAGUCUCAGAGCUGUGAGUUGGGCAGGCCGAGGCAAAGCAAAGGAUAUGAUGUUCAGCCUGAAUGGUGCCAGAAGUGAGGGAUAUGUCCAAGAGUUGUUCCAUGAGGAAGCACAGCAGGUAUGUCAAACACAGACCAAGCCCUGGUGGAAGAUCCAGCUCUUUAUGUGGGAGCCAGUGCUUUUUGGAACAUGGGAUGGUGUCUUCACCUCCUGCAUGAUCAACAUUUUUGGAGUGGUUCUUUUCCUGAGGACAGGAUGGCUUGUGGGAAACACUGGCAUUGUAAUGGGCAUGUUUCUGGUGUCCUUUGUCAUCCUGGUUGCCCUGGUGACGGUCUUAUCUGGAAUUGGGGUGUGUGAGAAGUGCAGCAUUGGAAGUGGAGGGGUCUACUCCAUGAUUUCUACUGUCCUUGGAGGUCAAGUAGGGGGCACCAUUGGCCUCCUUUAUAUUUUCGGACAGUGUGUUGCAGGUGCCAUGUACAUCACUGGCUUCGCAGAGUCCAUAGCAGAUGUCCUGAGCCUCAGCAACAUCUGGGCAGUGCGCGGGAUCUCCCUGGCUGUCCUGCUGGGCCUGCUGGGCAUCAACCUGGCUGGGGUGAAGUGGAUCAUCAGGCUUCAGCUCCUGCUGCUCUUCCUACUGGCUGUCUCAACACUGGACUUUGUCAUCGGGUCCUUUACACACCUUGAUCUUGAACAUGGCUUCGUUGGCUACUCUGAAGAGCUUAUGUUCAACAACACGCUGCCAGACUACAGCCAGGGAGAGUCCUUCUUCACAGUUUUUGGAGUGUUUUUCCCAGCUGCCACAGGUGUGAUGGCUGGGUUCAAUAUGAGUGGAGAUCUCCAGAAGCCUGCUACCAACAUCCCCCUGGGGUCUCUGGCUGCCAUUGGCACCUCGUGGUUUCUGUACAUGGUCUUUGUUUUUCUGCUGGGAGCCAUUUGUACCCGUCAGUCUCUCCGCUAUGACUUCAUGAUAGCAGAGAAGGUAUCCUUGGUGGGUUUCUUGUUUCUGCUAGGGCUGUACAUCUCAUCCCUGGCCUCCUGCAUGGGAGGGCUAUAUGGAGCACCCAGAAUCCUGCAGUGCAUUGCCCAGGAGAAUGUGAUACCCAGGCUUGCUUUCCUUGGACAUGGGAAAGGACCCAACAAGACUCCAGUGGCUGCAAUUUGCUUGACGAGUCUCAUCACCAUGGCUUUUGUCUUCAUUGGGCAAGUGAACGUUCUUGCUCCCAUAGUCACCAUCAACUUCAUGUUGACAUAUAUUGCUGUAGACUAUUCCUAUUUCUCAGUCUCCUUGAGCUACGACAUUCAACAGAAACCUGACAAGACUCAAAUGGAAAAUGCUAGACCUGCUCACUCUUCCCAGCCUUUAAUUUUCAACAAGCCCUCCAGCCGUGCAGCAGAUGGAAUAAUUCAAAGCAGAUCAAAUGGCACCUUGCUGGAAUUCUCAAAAGACAUGGACCAGCUUUUUAAACCAUUUCGUAGUGAGCCAGGUGCUUGCAAAAAUGAAGAAGCCAAGAAUUUAACCCAGAAGGUCAAACAAAAGAAGACAAAGAAGCCAGCCAAGCAGACAUUACAAGACAGCUUUCUGCUGGAUCUCCAUCACGAUAUUCCCUCAGCUCGGUACGGCUGGGAUGAGACCACAGAGCCCCACAGUGACACCUGUGAGGACCUGGCUAAGCAGGACUGUUGGUGUGAUGCAGGUCCAUGCUCAUCAUCCCCUGUGGAUGCCCAGCGGAAAACCAGGCUGCUGGAGCAGGGAGAGCAGCUCUUCAGUGAAGUGCCAGCGCUCUCUGGCCAGAGAGGAGCAGAAUUGUCUAUAAAGCAACAAAAUCCAGAGCUGGGAAUUCAGCGGUUACCAGAAUCCUUGUACUCCAGAUUCUGCAAUCACUGGGUUUCCUUUGCUGGUGUGAUCGUGUGUCUCAUCAUAAUGUUUGUGAUUCAGUGGAUCUACACCCUUGUCAGCCUGGGUGCAGCAGUUAUUGUGUAUUUCUACAUUGGCCAAGUGAGCCCAGGACUCCCCCUUGGAGCAGCAGCGAAUUUCAGCUUCUUUGGCUGGAUUAAGUCAGUUUUGAUCACCUUGUGCAGGAGAAGGCCAUCUCCCAAGGAGCAGAUCGUGGUGACACCGUCCUUUGCAACAGUUGGCAUGGCGACCACACAGCUCACCGAGGAGAAUGCAGACUUCGCCUCACGGGACCGCUAUCACCAGUCCUCACUUAUCAGCAGAGAGGAGUUUGAGAAUCAUUUCCAUUAAAGGACACAGAGAAGAAAUCAAGCUGUCACUGUCACUUCAAAAAGCAUUUAGAAAUGCUGAUUGCUGCCACAGUGCCAUGUGAAAUACUCGAAUAUAUAUGAAAAGGAUGUGAAUAGUUAUUGAUAUAUUCAAGGCUUGUUUGUUUAUGCGUACUACAACCUCGCUGAGUUUCAAAUCUUAUCCAAAAUGGGGAAAAAAAUGCAAAUGAAAGAGCCAGUCCAGGGAAGUGAUGACUUACUGAGGACAAUAUAAUCCUGUUAAAGAAUUCAAUUAUAAGCGCUAUUGAGCUCUAAAGAUCAUUGCCGCUAUAAAAGCGUGCAACACCCCAUUUCAAAUGUCCUCUGGGUGACCAAGGACGCUUUAUGCCUGAGAGUGGUGACCUCACCAGCAGGAGCCAGUGCCCCAUACCCAGCUGUGUGCCAUGGAUGGAUGCAACCUUCCAGGUCAAUUCACUUCUCCUCUCGGCAUGAAUUUGCCUGCUUCUAAUACAGUCAUUUUCUACCUCAGCAUUUCAAUAACAAAGGUCUUAGAAACUACUUUAAGGCAUUAGACAAUAAGCCAGAAUCAGUGGCAAGUGAUUAUGAAAUACAUUCACAACUGGAAUUGCACAUUUAAAUGCAGCAAUGCAGUUUAAUGACCUCUACUGUAAAACUGUGAAAUGAUGUCUUAGCAGCUGUUCGUAGUGAUUUCCCACAUCAUUUCGGAUGUGAUACCUGGGACCUGACAACAUAGCUGGGUCCAAAUAGAGUACCUCCUGGCUGAAGGAAUAGAUGGCUCAGAAGUGCCUUAACAAAAUAUGUUUGCCUCAUCUUUGCUUAAAGCCUAUCCCGUAAUGAGCCCCUGCAAGGAGCCAUUCCUCCUGCUGAAGUGGUUUGGGAUUUGCAGAGAUUCACAUGGGGAUGCUGCAGGAUUUCCUGUGCAGACCUUAGAGUGUGUGAGCAGUUGCUGUGGGGCAAGGUCUAAAAAGAAUACCCCCAUCACUAUCGCUUCUGCUUCCCAGGGAAAACCCCCUCUGUUGAGAGCUGUCCUGCCUGCUGGCAGCAGUCUUGGCAGAGACUUACAGAGGUGAGAGAGAAGGGUCUGGGUUGAGGCAAGCCGCAGCACCACAGAUCAGUUCUGAUGCUACCAGGAGGGGGAAAUCGCUGCCUUUCCCUUCAUUUCAUCUCUAAUUGUUUCAGCCUUUAGAUUAUUUUGAUUAUUAGCUUAUUUAUUUCUCCUUCUGUGCAAUAAAAGCUUGAGACAGAAGGAACUUCUGUUUGUGCUUGCUGUGGUUGCACUUGAUGCCUUUGAACACCAUUCCACUUGCCAGCACUCGGUGCCCUGGUGUUACCAUCCAUGGGGGGGCCCUCUCCUUCCCAUCCCGUGGUCUGACCAGUUGCAGCUUUGGCUCUUCCAGUUUUCUUAUAGAGGGAGGCAAAGGAGACUUUCUGCUGGGAUGAAGAAGAGAGCAAUCCUGGUGUACUGCAGAAAGUGGACUAAUUUUUUUAAGGUUGCAGGUCUUUUACUGGGUGUUUCUAACCUUAAUUAUCUUGGUAGAGGCAAGAAGGAAGUUAUGCUGCGUGUCCAGCUGAACCAUUUCAAGUCAGUCAUUCUGUGUUGGAAACACUUCUUCCAGGGUUCUUUAUUUCUAUUGCCUUUUGCCUUUGGUUUCCAAAGAAUCUGGAUCUGUUGUGGGGAUGUGGCUUCAUGCUAAAGCUUCCCCUGGCUUCCCUGAGACCAGUGGCUCCAUCGUCCUCCCUGUGCUUGUAGCAUUCUCAACCUUGGCAGCUACUGCUGUUGUGCAAACUUCAAACAUGCCUUGGUGCUGAUCCACUGCUGGCAAGCUUCAUUGUGCUGUGUUAUCCCCUGUUACAGUGUGAUACACAACCAUAAUGCCAUUACUGUAAAAUCUGGUAUUUCAUAAAGUCCUGUCACAUUAAAAUAUUGUGGGGUGCCUUCCCUCCUAAGGCUGGGAUUGCCCAGCCCCACAUUUCUGUAUAGCUUGGACAAAAGAAAGCCCCAGAACAUGGUAUGGAGUGAUUAAUGGGCAGAAAUUCCUGGGUUAACUUCUUUGUUAGCUCCUAAAUAAUUUAGUUCCCUUCUUAAAGUAAGGCAGCAAACAAGAGAUGUAGAAGAGGAUGGGGAAGAUUCCCUUGGCCAUGUAGCUGCCGGAAGAGCUGUGCUGGUUGAAGCCAGAUGACUUUGGUGGUGGGGAGUGUGGGAGUGUUUGUCUCUCUGAUGUCAUGGUCCCUGAUCAUUCCCAAAACUGGGAUGUGAUGCGCCAGAAAUACAAGCAGCUUCUCUCCUGGUCUAGAAGUAUUGGGAAGGUGCCCCACAGCUUUGCUUUCCGUCAACUAAGUCUGCAGCAGCUGUCCCCUUCCCCUGCCACCAUGGUCCUGACUCCUUAGCUCCAGCAACCUUUUGCAUCUGAACAUCCUCUGGAACAAUUUUGGUUGUGACUGUUCACCUGCGCAAUCUCUGCUGGCUGCUGGAGGAAGGCACCAUGCUGUUCAGGGGCCCAGUGAGAGGCUGUCCAGGGGGUUCUGGGGUGCAGGAUGGUCCAUGCCUCCGUAUUUUUGGAAAAAGGCAGUCACAGGGCUGGCAGUGUGGCCUGGCAAUAGCUGCUAUGGGGACCUGGCAGCAGAGGAGAUGCUCUGCAGAGGUCAUAGUUCUGGGGAGUUCUGAUCUUUGUGCUUCGUGUGCUGCUGCUGGAGAAACUCUGCCACCUCCUCUACUGGCAUCACCAACACAGCAGGAACCAGCUCCCUUCACCACCUGGUAUGUAUGGGCACCUGGCCCUUUCCUCCCAUUCUGACGGGGAGGAAUGCAUUGCAUAGGGCUGGUUUCCUUCUGCUGUUACAGGUUAUGAGUAGAGCAGCUUUCCUCUUUAAUGCUUGGAAAGGGACAUGCUGAUCUUUCCUGAAGUGUUAGCUCUGGUGUAGUUAACGGCAAGAGGGGAGGGAAGCCUUGUUUUAGCACCAGUAAUCCCACAGACUGGGUAACACUAGAGACUUGAUGAGUUAAAGCUGAUAGGGGUAUGCAUGGCUUUGCACAUCAAGCCUUUCCAGCAAGAAAAGGCAGUUGCAUUGCCAAAGAUUGGGGUGUCAUGUCAAAAAUGUCAGUUGUUUCUUUAGCACUCUAAAUAAAUGAGUGAAAUUAGGGAUAGGAAUCUAUCAGCUUCACACUUAGUGAUUGAAGGGAAGAAAUAUAGGUGGGGAUUGCUGUUGUGAGUGGUAACAUGAUGCUUUCACCCCUCUGUGAGCCAGGCUGAUGCUGGCAGAUGCUGAGGCUUUUGUGAAGCUUCAGGUUCCCCGAAGGAAGGUUUGGGACCUAGCUUUGAGCAUUGUAUGUCAAGUAUAGGUUUCAGUUUGGUUAAUGUCAUUAUGAAAAGGCCCCCUUAUCUCCUAAGCCAUGUAAGUUUCAUUAUCAUCUGUAAUUAUUUUCCUUUCAGUUGGAAAUUUGAUUUUUUUUUUUUAAUUAUGUGAGAAAUGAAAAGGUUUUGCAGUGGUUCAGGGUCUGAAAACAUUAGUUUUUGAGAGAGAUGUGGAUGUAAAACCUCAGUUUUGUUCCUUUUCUGCGUUAACAACACUGUAGAUCAGUGGCUCUAGUUUUGACGGCUUCCUUUGCAGAGCACGCAAGCACAGAAGGCAGGGAAGGAUUAAUAUUUUAUUAUAUGCCUUUCAGUAUUGCCUGAAAGCUCAUGCUGUGUUUGUGAUCCCGCAGCACAAACAGGUACAAAAUCAGAAUCUUCUGCCUCAGAAACUUGCAGCACAAACAGUUGUUGUGGUUUAAGCCCAGGACAAUAGCCAAAACUAAGAAUGAGCAUGAGGAAAGUGCAGUUUUAUUGUGAUAUUGGCUGUGAGACAGCUCCUCAGUUGCUAUAAGUUUUCAUCAUUCCCCUAGGUCUGCCUGUGUGUCCCAUUAGGACUCUACAUGGGAGAACCAAGCUCUAUAACCUAGCUCAAACCCAUCGUUUUUCUCUUCCCUCUUGGCUUUUUCUUAAUCUUUGAGUUUCCUUGGAUGGUCUUUGUGGUGUACACUGGCCAAAAAAAUCACACACCUGCCAUGAUCAUUUAUUCACAGCAGAUAGUCAUGACCACAGUGCUGAAGUGGCAAAGAAUGCUGACAAAAUAUGAAAUUAUGCUUCUGCUCAUGGCUGAAUUCAGGCACAGGGCUCUCUGUGCCACAUGAGCUGGUAUGCUCUCACCCAUGCACCUCUGGUUCAGACAAGCAGAGUUCCUCAAACAGCAUCAUACUUACACCUGCAAAGGCUAGAAGAGAUUUGCUGAAUCACAGGAGCCAGCCUAGGAUUGACAUUUAGGUUAGUGGGAAAUUGAGGUUGUUUGAAUUAUUGCCAUUGCAUGGUGAACUUCAGAAAAAGCAAUUACUGGGAUAAAAGAGAGAAAAUUUUGUAGGCAACCUAUAAAUUGGGUAAGUUCAUACAAAAGUGGUAUAUAAUGGACUUAUUUACAUUCUGCAGUAGUGGGUUGCUGAGACCUAAAUUUGGCGUAGCAUCAUUUAAACCCCAGUUGAGGUGAAACCUCAGAAGUAACAGCCCUAAAAGGUCUGUAUGAGAGGCAAUAGCAGCAAACUCCAGGCUAGAAAUAAAUAGCUUUAAAACCCAUAUGGCACAAGACGGGCUCGUUCCCUUUCUGCCUUCUUCUCUUCAUGUUUUUUUUUCAUGUAAUUCUCAUGCACGAACCCCUCAGCACCUGGGAUUUGCCCCCCUCAUGUGAGAGUGAAUGGAAGCAUGGGUGCACUCACAGAAACAGCGGUCAAGGAGUGAACCUGUAACAUUAUCUGAUCCAAAUGUUGCUUGUAAACUUUGGUAGGGGCUUUUUUUUUCUGGAUUUUAAGGGGGCUGCUGUGCAGUAUUUUGCUUAGCUCUAAAAUGGCCUGGUUUUCCUUGACUUGCUCCAAACCAGAACUGGCUGAAAGGAGUCCUAAAAAAA
Molecule: messenger RNA, 7774 nt
Organism: Pezoporus flaviventris
Lineage: Eukaryota; Metazoa; Chordata; Aves; Psittaciformes; Psittacidae
Gene: SLC12A8
Product: solute carrier family 12 member 8
Exons: 13
Coding region: 645-2843 (732 amino acids)
Biological process (GO): potassium ion import across plasma membrane; chloride ion homeostasis; chloride transmembrane transport
Cellular component (GO): membrane
Molecular function (GO): potassium:chloride symporter activity
Source: RefSeq, a predicted model, not a curated record